Saimiri boliviensis boliviensis (Bolivian squirrel monkey) is the source of this 1454-nucleotide messenger RNA. RefSeq names its product TBC1 domain family member 20 (gene TBC1D20). Gene Ontology annotation, molecular function: GTPase activator activity. Gene Ontology annotation, cellular component: endoplasmic reticulum membrane. The record is from RefSeq and is a predicted model, not a curated record. Lineage: Eukaryota; Metazoa; Chordata; Mammalia; Primates; Cebidae. Gene Ontology annotation, biological process: positive regulation of GTPase activity; endoplasmic reticulum to Golgi vesicle-mediated transport.
GCGCCUGCGCGCCUGCGCGCCGCUGGCGGACGGAGCCCGCCUGCCGAUGCCGAGCGGGCGCUGCGUCCCGUGGUCGGAGCCGCGUCUUCUCCCGGCUCCGUCACCAGCCGGGGCUCGGGUGGGGGCCCGGGCCCCCGGGGCAUGGCCCUCCGGAGUGAGCAGGGCGACGGCCCCACCUCCAGCCGCUGGGACGGCGGCGCGGAGAAGGCAGACUUUAAUGCCAAAAGGAAAAGGAAAGUGGCAGAGAUACACCAGGCUCUGAACAGUGAUCCCACUGAUGUGGCUGCCCUUAGACGCAUGGCUAUCAGUGAAGGAGGACUCCUGACUGAUGAGAUCAGACGAAAAGUGUGGCCCAAGCUCCUCAAUGUCAAUGCCAAUGACCCACCUCCUAUAUCAGGGAAGAACCUACGGCAGAUGAGCAAGGACUACCAACAAGUGUUGUUGGAUGUCCGGCGGUCAUUGCGGCGGUUCCCUCCUGGGAUGCCAGAAGAACAGAGAGAAGGGCUUCAGGAAGAACUGAUUGACAUCAUCCUCCUCAUCUUGGAGCGCAACCCUCAGCUGCACUACUACCAGGGCUACCAUGACAUUGUGGUCACGUUUCUGCUGGUGGUAGGCGAGAGGCUGGCAACAUCCCUGGUAGAAAAAUUAUCUACCCACCAUCUCAGGGAUUUUAUGGAUCCAACAAUGGACAACACCAAGCAUAUAUUGAACUACCUGAUGCCCAUCAUUGACCAGGUGAAUCCAGAGCUCCAUGACUUCAUGCAGAGUGCUGAGGUGGGGACCAUCUUUGCCCUCAGUUGGCUCAUCACCUGGUUUGGCCAUGUCCUGUCUGACUUCAGGCACGUCGUGCGGUUAUAUGACUUCUUCCUGGCCUGCCACCCACUGAUGCCCAUUUACUUUGCAGCUGUGAUUGUGUUGUAUCGAGAGCAGGAAGUCCUGGACUGUGACUGUGACAUGGCCUCGGUCCACCACCUGUUGUCCCAGAUCCCUCAGGACCUGCCCUACGAGACGCUGAUCAGCAGAGCAGGAGACCUUUUUGUUCAGUUUCCUCCAUCUGAACUUGCUCGGGAGGCCGCCGCCCAGCAGCAAGCUGAGAGGACGGCAGCCUCUACCUUUAAAGACUUUGAGUUGGCAUCAGCCCAGCAAAGGCCUGAUACGGUGCUGCGGCAGCGGUUUCGGGGACUUCUGCGGCCUGAUGAUCGAACAAAAGAUGUCCUGACCAAACCAAGGACCAACCGCUUUGUGAAACUGGCAGUGAUGGGGCUGACAGUGGCACUUGGAGCGGCUGCGCUGGCUGUGGUGAAAAGUGCCCUGGAGUGGGCCCCUAAGUUUCAGCUGCAGCUGUUUCCCUGAAAGCCAGAGAAGACCUUCCUCUUACAUCGCAUUAAGGUCUCACCUUUCCGUGGAAGGAUUGGGAGGAGUGGAAUUUCCUUUAUUAAAAGGGUUUCUGUCCA